GCCGCUGCCGUCCCCCGGCCCCGCCCCGCGAGGAGGCUGGAGGAGGGGGCUGUGGCCGGCGUGGGGCUGGGAAGAGGAAGCGGGGAAACGCUCCCAGGCGGCAGCAGCGGCGGGCGGGGUCACGAACUCUGACCUUUCACAGGGGCACGGCACAAAACCAAAACAAACCCCCCCGCUAACAAAUACUACUAACCCGAGGCCCCCCCUCCCCUCCGCCCUCUCGGGCCCGUCGCCCAGCACCGCUGCCUAACAGGCCCGGUUGGACCCGGGUCACCGCCGGGGCACGUUUGGCGCCAAAGCCUGAGGUUCUCUAAUGAUCUUGCUUCACCAUGGCAACCAAUAUGGAGGUGCUGGCUCAGCAGAUAGUGGAGACACAGCAGGUGGCUGAGGAAAUGCACCGUGGUAACAUAAUGUGAUGAUUGUAUCUUGCCACUGGAGAGCUCGGUCCUUCCCAAGAGCAUGUGAAGCUCUGUGAUUUCUUCCUGGCCGGUACAGACUGUUCAGACAUCAUUAUCUGAAUCUCCAGUGAUGACCAGCCCCUCUCAACGCAUCCAAAUUAUCUCUACAGACUCUUCUGUAGCUUCACCACAGCGCAUUCAGAUUGUGACAGAUCAGCAAACAGGACAGAAAAUCCAGAUAGUUACAGCAGUGGACUCAUCAGUGUCUCCGAAGCAACAGUUUAUCUUGGCCAGUCCAGAUGGAACUGGAACAGGAAAGGUGAUAUUGGCAGCACCUGAAACAUCUAAUGCCAAGCAACUUAUCUUUACCACCACUGACAACAUUGUACCAGGCAGAAUUCAGAUUGUGACAGACUCUGCUUCAGUGGAACGUUUGUUGGGUAAAGCUGAUGUCCAGCGACCACAAGUAGUAGAAUAUUGUGUUGUUUGUGGAGAUAAAGCAUCAGGUCGUCACUAUGGCGCUGUCAGUUGCGAGGGAUGCAAAGGUUUCUUUAAAAGGAGUGUAAGGAAGAAUUUGACCUACAGUUGUCGUAGCAACCAGGACUGUAUCAUCAAUAAACACCAUCGGAAUCGUUGCCAGUUUUGUAGGCUUAAGAAAUGCCUAGAGAUGGGCAUGAAAAUGGAAUCGGUUCAGAGUGAAAGAAAGCCUUUUGAUGUGCAACGGGAGAAACCAACGAACUGUGCAGCUUCAACUGAAAAAAUCUAUAUCAGGAAAGACCUAAGAAGCCCUCUCAUAGCAACUCCAACAUUUGUAGCAGAUAAAGAUGGCACCCGGUCAACGGGUCUUCUUGAUCCAGGAAUGCUUGUGAACAUUCAGCAGCCAUUGAUACGGGAUGAUGGUACAGUCCUGCUAGCUACAGACUCCAAGGCUGAGACAAGUCAAGGUGCUUUAGGAACACUGGCAAAUGUUGUAACAUCCCUUGCCAGCCUCACUGAGUCACUUAAUAAUGGAGAUACUUCUGAAAUCCAACAAGAGGAUCAAUCUGCAAGUGAGAUCACUCGGGCAUUUGAUACUUUAGCUAAAGCACUUAAUACCACAGAUGGCACAGUAGCUCAGAACUUGGCAGAUGGGAUGGAUCCUACAGGAGGAGGGAAUAUUCAUGUAAUCAGCAGAGAUCAGUCAACACCAAUAAUUGAAGUGGAAGGACCCCUACUUACAGAUACACAUGUCACAUUUAAGCUAACAAUGCCUAGUCCAAUGCCAGAGUACCUUAAUGUACAUUACAUCUGUGAGUCAGCAUCACGACUGCUUUUCCUCUCAAUGCACUGGGCUAGAUCCAUCCCUGCUUUCCAAGCACUUGGACAGGACUGUAACACAAGCCUAGUUCGUGCCUGCUGGAAUGAGCUGUUUACCUUAGGCCUAGCACAAUGUGCACAGGUGAUGAGUCUAUCUACUAUCCUAGCAGCUAUCGUCAACCACCUGCAGAACAGCAUACAGGAAGAUAAGCUUUCCGGAGACAGAAUAAAGCAAGUCAUGGAACACAUCUGGAAACUUCAGGAAUUCUGUAACAGCAUGGCCAAGCUUGAUAUUGAUGGAUAUGAAUAUGCAUACCUUAAAGCUAUAGUCCUCUUUAGCCCUGAUCACCCUGGUCUGACGAGUUCAAGCCAAAUAGAAAAAUUCCAAGAGAAGGCACAGAUGGAAUUGCAAGACUAUGUCCAAAAAACCUAUCCAGAAGAUACUUAUAGGUUAGCCCGGAUUCUAGUUCGCCUACCAGCACUUAGACUGAUGAGCUCUAGUAUUACAGAGGAACUUUUUUUUACUGGCCUCAUAGGAAAUGUUCCGAUUGACAGCAUAAUCCCAUACAUCCUCAAAAUGGAAACAGCAGAGUAUAAUGGUCAAAUAACUGGCACGUCUGCAUAGUUGGAACAAUGCAACUUGAUGGAUCAAAGUAAUUUUAGUAAAACAAGUAACUACACAAUUAAGAGAAAUAAGUUUUUUUUAAAAAAUGACAUUUUGGUAUGUACAAAUAUUUCCAACAUGUUACCAGUUUCCUACCAGACUGCUCCCUGUCUAUUUAUUUCCAGUGACAAAGUAUAAAAAGCUCUUAAAACACCUCCAACUAGGACCCUUUUCUGCCACAAGGAGUGUUUUGAUGCCUUUCAUUCAAAAGGCUGUAGAUUACUGAACAUACUUUUAACAUGCUUUGUAUUUAGAAAUUAUCAAUGGGCAAAAAUAGAGUUUUAUAAUGUCAGAGAUUAGUAUUAAAAAUUGCUAAAAGAAGAACAGUAUGUAUAUAUUUAAAAUUUUCCUUGGAAUUAAUAUCUAAUAAUUACCAGGGUAUAAUGAUGAUAGCACUUUCUAAGCACUUCUUGUCAAAAUGAUAAUGUCAUCAACAUUUUUGCUUAUGAGCAGGGCAAAUGGAAAAUUGCCUAUGUUUUUGGUCAAAAUGCUAGUAAUUUCUGUGAAGGCUAUAGGAGACAAUCAUUUAUACUACAAAAAAUUGCUAUUAAUAAUGUUAUGCAUUUAAUGGUAAAGUGGAAAUUUAAAGCAAAUUUCUACACUGUUAGCACUAAACUCUGCUAAAUUAGUGAAAAUGAGGUUUAUUUGACAUAAGCAUAGUAACUAUAGUAUAAUUAGCAGCAUUAAUAAAUGCUACAGAAAUUGCCCAAAUUGGAAGGCAGAAUACCAGUUUCUUGCCAUAGUAAUAAUGAAGCUUUCAGAUUCCUGAAAGUUUCAAUUCCAGCCUGGCAUAGAUGUUUACACAGUCAUGAUAGAUGUUAUUCCAACAGGACGACUUUUGGUUGUGGGGGAAAUCAAUCAUGGGGGAAAUCAGUCAUUAACUGGCAGGGAAGCAAUCCUUUCAAAUAAAGUCAUGCACUCCUAGGCUCUGUGUAUACUUUUUAUAUUUCCAAAUUCAUUCCUUCUGUCUGCAGCCCUAAAUUACCCUCACCUUCCUAGGAGCCAAAGGGGAUGAUUGUGACUUCGUUAGAGCCCAUAAUACUGCUGUCAGCUAUGGGAUAAGUGCAGAACAUGAAAUUCUCUUUCUUUCCCAGGGACUGAGCAUCCUGUCUUUGCAGUGCUCCGUACCCCAUUCUGAUCCAGUUCUAAAUUGGAGUGUCAGCUGGGUUUUUAUAUUCAUUCAUGUGCAGUUACAGUUAAUGACGAUUGUUUGGAGUUAGAAUACUAACAAUCUUUGUUUUUAUCUUGGGUAGUAACCUAUCAAGUUGUUUUAUAGGAUUCACCUGUUCCUGCUAAUAUUGCAUUUAUUUUAGUAUAAUUUAUUAAUAUUAACACUGAACAUUUUAAGCAAUCAAAAUUCAUAAAAAAGCAUUUUGUCAGAAGAGUUAUAGCUGCAUUAAGCUGAUUCUUGCUUAUUACAUACAUUCAUUAAUUACUUUAAUGAAUUUACAUGACAGUGUCAUUUUCUACUUGCAUACUUGUGUGUGACAAAAAUAUAAAUAAUGAAUUCAGCACUUUUUUGUUUCUGGUAUUGGCAUUGAUUUAGAAACAUUCCAACAGGGUAGGUUUUUGUCUCUAAAGGGUCUGAACUAUAGCCAAAGGAUUUUGAGCAACUCCUUGCUAAUGUAUUAGUAAGUCCUGUCUUGGUACAAUUCACCCUUAUUGUAAGGCUCUCAUUUGUAACACUCAUUCUGAUAAAUAAGGCUAUGUAAUUUUAGCUCCUAGGUACAUUAAACUCAAUUACAAUCUCCAUCUUUAUAAAGUUCAGAAAUCUUGGUUCUCAAGAAGAGUGGUAUAGACGGAGUACAAUGUAAAGGCAGACAUCUGCAGUAUUGCAACAUCUUCUUUCUAAGCUUUUAUUAUAGUAAAUUAAGUUGGUCAUUUCUUUAAAAGUGACAAGAGACCCUAUAUUUUGAACAUCCUUAGGCCAACUGGAAUGCAGACCUAAGCCUUAGCCGUUAUAUUAUAGUGUCACUAGUUGUAGGGUUGUGUCAGCACUUCCGAUAUAAAACCCCUGUUUUAAGGGUUUACUACUUGGCCUUAGAAAUUAGUUGUGGCCUGAAUUUUAACAUACAAGGUACUUGCCUUGGAAACAGAAUUUCAAAGAAAAGUUGUGGCCAUUUUUGUGCAAAAGUGAAUGUUAGAGGUUUACUGUUUUGCUUGUUUGUUUAAAAAUAUAGAGUGCACAUUGAACUGUUUGGGGGGGGGGGCUAAUGGCAAAAAAUUAGCAGGUGAUAUAAUUUAAUCACUUGUAAUGUGUAGUAAAAAUAAUUAAAACCGUCAAGUAAGCAUUUUUAGAGGAGCAUGAAAUAUUCAUAAACAAAAAGUAUAGUAAACCACUGGAAAUCAACGUUUUUCCAAAUUUUAUUAUAAACUUGAGACCAUUUUCAUGAAAAAUGUUGUUGGACAUGUACAUUUCUCAAGUAAAGGGUCUCAUUUGCUGGUAAAGAUGAGCCCAGGUUUGAGUAAAACCUUCUCUGUUGAAAACGUGCAAAAAAUAGUUUGUUUGUUUUUUCAUUGUGAAAAUAGCCAUUUUGAAAAAGGAAACCCACAUAAAACUAAGCUGUGGAGCAAAAUCACA
Molecule: messenger RNA, 4939 nt
Organism: Chrysemys picta bellii (western painted turtle)
Lineage: Eukaryota; Metazoa; Chordata; Testudines; Emydidae
Gene: NR2C2
Product: nuclear receptor subfamily 2 group C member 2
Biological process (GO): positive regulation of embryonic development; anatomical structure development; cell differentiation
Molecular function (GO): nuclear receptor activity; zinc ion binding; RNA polymerase II cis-regulatory region sequence-specific DNA binding
Source: RefSeq, a predicted model, not a curated record